AUGUCAUCCUUUUUCCGACGCAACACCGAAGCACAAGAAGAAGCUUGGAGGGAUGAAGAGCAGGGAAAGUCUUUGGAAGAUCAUUGCAGCAAGGAGUCGCGUGUGGAAGAUGUCAGCAUGGACUUGUCCUUCACGGGAAGUUCUGACGACUCGUACCGGUACAGCGAGGAUCAGCGAGAUGAGAUCAAGGAAGUCGAAAAGAUGGCUCAAGCCGACACGAAGCGAGUCGCCAGGUGGCGUUUGGCGGCUACCUUUGUCUUGCUCUUGACGGCCUUCUCCGUGACUUUUACAUCCUAUACCUUUCUCAAGCAAGAGGAAAAGAACAACUUUGAAACUGCGUUUGAUCAGUUCUCUCGCACCGUCUCGGAUGCUGCCCUCGGACAGCAACGGGAUAUCCGAGAGGCACUAGACUCCCUGAGCACGACUCUCUCUGCCUGGUCCAACAGUGACAAGAACAACGAAUCCUUCCCCUUUGUCACAUUGCCCAACUGGCAGGCUAUCGCCAAGAAUACCAUGAAUCAAGGACACUUCGAGUCUGUGGCCUUUGCACCCAUUGUCUUUCGAGGACAAGAGCAAGCGUGGUACAACUACUCCAGUGCCAACAUCAACUGGGUACCCGAAGCUCACAUGUACGAGUACGGGCACACCGAACGACUCAUCCACCCGGUACAAUCCUUCCAUCCCUACUUUUCCGCUUACGAGUCCUACGGAACAGGACAGUUCCUCGAAGAAACCACGUCCCGACCAUUCUACGUGCCCUUUUGGCUCUUUUCUCCACCUCCCAUCUCCUACGCGUGGCUCAACGGCAACUACAUGGCCAAUCCUCCUCUCCGCGAAACCAUCAACUCCCUCUUGGCCAUGCAGAAUGAAACACUGGUCCGCAAAAACGGACGACACAAUGGCAUUCCAUUGGCAUUCUCCGAAGAAGAACACGCCCACUACCACUCGACCCUCAAGAAUUCCAGCAUUCAAAACCCGCACGGCUUUGUCUAUCACCCCGUCCACGAGCAAACGGGCAAUUCCAGUUCCGGUGUGGCCGGAAUCAUUAGUGGAACUCAUGCCUGGGACGCGGCGCUCCUGAACCUGCUUCCCGAAGGAGUGGCAGGCAUCGAUGUCGUGAUUCGUAACACGUGCAACCAAACGUACACGUAUAACCUGGUCGGGCACGACGCCUUUUUCGAAGGGGAAGGCGACUUUCACGACAUUCACUACGAUGCUUACGAAGUGCCACUCCAGCUUCACUCGUAUUCUCAUGCCGACUUUGACAACUUUCCCGGGCACUGCCUCUACACCAUGCACAUCUAUCCCAGUUGCGUCUUCCAACAGGCAUACGAUACAAACACCCCCGAAAUCUUUGCUCUCAUUGUUGCCAUCACUUUUGUGUGUGUUGCCCUUGCCUUCUUUAUCUACGACAGCACCCAGUCUACACGAAACACCAACUUGGUACACAAGGCUGCCCAAUCCAAUGCUAUCCUGACAUCGCUCUUCCCAGAUACCAUCCGCGAACGCCUCAUGCAUCAAAAGCAAGAAGAGCAAAUCGCAUCUUCCAAGAAGAAGGGCAACUUGAAAGCAUUCCUGCAUGGUGACGCUGCUGCUGGUGGAAGCGGCAAGACGCUUGACGGAUACCUCGAUCAACCCAUGGCAGACCUCUUUUUGGAUGUGACACUCCUGUUCUCCGACAUUUCAGGCUUUACGGCUUGGGCCAGUGUCCGUGAACCAACACAAGUCUUUUUGCUUUUGGAAUCACUCUACGGCGCAUUUGAUAAGAUAGCGAAGAGGAGGGGGAUUUUCAAAGUGGAAACAGUGGGCGAUUGCUAUGUGGCUGCCUGCGGGAUUCCAACCCCACGCCCAAAUCAUUCUGUAGCCAUGUGCCGGUUUGCACGAGAAGUGCUUUCAAAGACAGAUGUCCUCCUGAAAGAGCUAGAAGUCAUCCUAGGUCCAGAUACUGCAGAUCUGGGACUUCGAGUUGGCAUUCACAGUGGUCCUGUGACAGCUGGCGUGUUGAGAGGAGAAAAAGCUAGGUUCCAACUUUUUGGCGACACAGUCAACACUUGCAGCCGCCUCGAAUCCACCAGUCGUGUUGGUCGUGUACACUGCUCCAAGGAGACAGCAGAGCACAUUGUCAAGAUGGGAAAAGAGGCAUGGUUGGAGAGACGGUCUGACCCAAUUGCCCUGAAGGGAAAGGGCAUGCUUGAGACCUUUUGGGUGAAUGUUCAUGGAGAAAGAGUUCCCUCCGUCGCCUCCCUUCCCAAUAUGAACAAUGAGACUGCAGCAGAAGCUACGCGCAAUGACAUUGUAAAGCACUGCAAGCCCUUACCUGGUCUUUCAGAGAAAACUCAUCGUUUGGUAGAUUGGAAUGUUGAGAUGCUGCUUAGAAUCUUGAAGCAAAUUGUUGGUGCCCGGGCUGCAGCUACAAAACACACUAUGCGUUUGUCGUCCCAAUCAAGGUCACGACAAGUCCAAAAGCUGCAGCUAUCGUCCAAUCCAUUGGAUGAAGUGAGGGAAAUCAUCAUGUUGCCUGAAUUUCAGAAGUGUGGUGCGGUGGACGCUGAGAAAGUAAAGAUACCUGCGGAUGCCAUCAAGGAGCUGCAUCACCUCGUCAGCGUCAUUGCUUACAAAUACAAUGACAAUCCUUUCCACAACUUUGACCAUGCAAGCCACGUUGUAAUGAGCGUGGUAAAGUUGAUGAGCCGAAUAAUUGCUCCUUCUCACCUGGAUCAAUCUGACAAGGCAGCGGCUUCCAGGCUUCACGACCACACAUACGGUAUCACUAGUGACCCUCUUACACAGUUCGCCUGUGCGUUUUCGGCAUUGAUUCAUGAUCUUGACCACUCUGGUGUUUCCAAUGCCCAGCUAGUCAAAGAAGGUUCAGAGCUUGCAACGAAGUAUGAAGGCCGAAGCGUGGCAGAACAGAACUCCCUGGACCUAGCCUGGGAUCUUUUGAUGCAGUCUGACUUUGAGAACCUAAGGGCCUUGCUGUUCAAAGACGAGUCGGAUCUUGUUCGAUUCCGUCAACUCGUCGUGAAUGGCGUCAUGUCCACGGACAUUGUAGACAAAGAGUUAAAAUCCUUGCGGAACGAUCGUUGGGAGAAAGCGUUCAAGUCUGGCAACACCCGUGAUUCCACCAACGCCAUGGAUAUGAGUAUAAGCAACUGGAGCCGGCAAGAGGAAGCUCGAGACGAUGUGAACCGGAAAGCUACCAUCGUGAUUGAGCACAUCAUUCAAGCUAGUGACAUCAGCCACACAAUGCAACAUUGGCACGUCUACAGAAAGUGGAACCAAAACUUGUUUGAAGAGCUUUACGUGGCCUACCUGAAAGGACGAAUGGACAAGGACCCUGCAACUUUUUGGUACCAGGGAGAGUUUGGAUUCUUUGACUUCUAUAUCAUCCCUUUGACACAAAAACUCAAGGACUGCGGAGUUUUUGGCGUUUCCAGUGACGAGUACCUUAACUAUGCCAAGAAGAACCGAGAGGAAUGGGAGACACGAGGGGAAGAGGUAGUGGCGGAAAUGGUUGCCGCCGCUCGGGAAAAGUAUGGCAUCAAAGCUGCGGAUGGCAGCAUCGUCCGUGCUGACCAGGAGCAAGCGCUUCCGCAGGAGGACAAGCCGGUUACCCCGGAGAUCGAAUGCUAG
This is a messenger RNA of Seminavis robusta, 3633 nucleotides long. NCBI's taxonomy places the organism in Eukaryota, Bacillariophyta, Bacillariophyceae, Naviculales, Naviculaceae. The record is from the annotation of a GenBank genome assembly.